AUGGCCGCUGCUGCAGGUGUCGGCAAAGGCGAGGACAACGCCCGCCCGCCUGUUGACAAGGUGAUCCAGGACAUUGCCAACUAUGUCCAUGACUACGACCAGAUCACCGAGACCGCGUACGACACUGCGCGUCUCGUCCUCCUCGACUCUUUGGGCUGCGGUGUCGAAGCGCUCCGCUUCCCUGCCGCUGCCAACUUUUGCGGCCCCGUCGUGGAGGGUACCACGGUGCCCCACGGAUCGCGCGUUAUUGGUACCGACUACGUGCUCGACCCCGUGCGGGCGGCGCUGAACAAUGGCGCCCUUAUCCGCUGGCUCGACUUUAACGACACAUGGCUCGCUGCCGAGUGGGGCCACCCCUCCGACAACCUCGGUUCGAUCAUCUCUGUCGCUGACUGGAUCUCGCGUACGAAUGAGGCGAACGGCAGCAAGCCGCUCACUGUCCGCGACGUGCUCACCGCCUCGGUCAAAGCCCACGAGAUCCAGGGUGUGAUUGCCGUGCAGAACAGCUUCAACCGUGUGGGUCUCGACCACGUCGUGCUUGUCAAGGUUGCGAGCACUGCCGUUGUCUCCAAGAUGAUUGGCCUGAACCGCGAACAGACCAUGGACGCGAUCUCGCAGGCAUUUGUGGACGGCCAGUCGCUCCGCACCUACCGCCACGCCCCCAACGCUGGUUCGCGCAAGUCGUGGGCUGCUGGUGAUGCGUGCUCGCGUGCCGUGAACCUUGCAUUGCUUGUCCAGCGCGGCGAGCAGGGCUACAACUCGGUGUUGACUGCGCCUACGUGGGGCUUUUACGACGUGCUCUUCAAGGGCAAGCCGUUUGAGUUUGACCGUGACUACGGCUGCUACGUGAUGGAAAAUGUCUUGUUCAAGCUUGCUCCCGCAGAGUUCCACGCGCAAACUGCCGUGGAGGCCGCCAAGGAGCUGUACAAGCAGCUGCAGAGCCGCGGCAAGACGUCCGAUGACAUCAAGACGGUCAAGAUCCGCACGCAGGAGGCUGCUGUGCGUAUCAUUAGCAAGCAAGGCAAGCUGAACAACUACGCCGACCGUGACCACUGCAUUCAGUACAUGGUUGCCGUGCCUCUGAUCAAGGGCAGCCUCGAGUCUGGUGACUACACGGACGAGUUCGCCUCCGACCCGCGCAUUGAUGCGCUCCGUCAGAAGACGGUCGUAGAGGAGGAGCCUCGCUACUCGAAGGAGUACCUCGAGGCGGACAAGCGCUCCAUUGGUAACGCUGUUUCGCUCGAGCUCAACGACGGCACCGUCAUCGAGGAGGUCGCGAUCGACUACCCUGUCGGCCACGCCCGCCGCCGUAAAGAGGCUACGCCACUCAUUGGACAGAAGCUGCAGAAGCACCUCGACGGCAUCUACAAUGCCGAGGAGCAGGACACGAUCCUCGCGCUCCUCACUGACCACGAGCGCCUGAGCAACAUGCCCGUGCACAAGUUCAUGGACUUGUGGGUGAAGUAG
Molecule: messenger RNA, 1467 nt
Organism: Malassezia vespertilionis
Lineage: Eukaryota; Fungi; Basidiomycota; Malasseziomycetes; Malasseziales; Malasseziaceae
Gene: PDH1
Product: 2-methylcitrate dehydratase
Exons: 1
Coding region: 1-1467 (488 amino acids)
Cellular component (GO): mitochondrion
Molecular function (GO): 2-methylcitrate dehydratase activity; 2 iron, 2 sulfur cluster binding
Source: RefSeq, a predicted model, not a curated record